AAAAAAAUGUCAGUGAUAGUGGUAGUAAUUGUGAAGAAUAACGUGACAGAAAAAAAAAAUAGGAAACAUAAAAAGCAUUCUGAUGAUAAUAUUAGAUCAUCUUCUGAAGAAAUUGAAAUACAAACCAAAAAGAAAAAGAAAUCUCGUUCACUAAGAGAAGAUGAUUUAUUAAAAGAGUAGAAAAGAAGAUCUGAAGUCAUUGCUGAUUUGGUUGAAAUGUAUAAAUGUGAUUUACAUUCUACUCCAUGUUUUAUUCAAGAUGGUCGGCAUUUGCAGCUUAAUCCUUCUAGAUUACAACUUUGGGCUCGUGAAAUUGUAUUAUUUGAUAUGAAAUCAAGUGUAUUUAUCAAUAAAAAUAAUUCUGCAACGCAAAUGCAAAAUAGUCAAACAUCCAAUACGCCUACUCCUAUUUUUAUUCAAUUACCAAGUCAAGUUUAUCAAAAUCUGACAAAUACUCAUUUGGAAUUACCUUCAUCAAGCAAAUUACCAUCAAUUGGUGAGUUUCUUAAUAACUUAGACCUGAAAUAUAAUUGUAAUAAUAUAUAUGCUAAAUUUGAAGAUGCAUUUCUUGAAGAAGAAAUUACAGUUAAUGCUAUAAAAGAUUUAACAGAUGAGCAAUUGCAAAAGUUAGGCGUGGUGAAAAUUGGAUGGCAAAAAAAUAUUAAACAAGCAGCGCAACAAUAUUGACUUAAUGUAUUUUGAUUAUCA
Molecule: messenger RNA, 708 nt
Organism: Rhizophagus irregularis DAOM 181602=DAOM 197198
Lineage: Eukaryota; Fungi; Glomeromycota; Glomeromycetes; Glomerales; Glomeraceae
Source: RefSeq, a predicted model, not a curated record